AGGAUGGAUGUCUCAUGUGCACACAUGCCAUCGCUGAGCUCCGGACCCCGCUGCAUCCCGUCGGCAGUGUGCGCGUGAGUGUGUGAGUGUGUGUGCAUGCAUGCGUGUGCAUGCGUGUGCGUGCGUGUGUGUGUGUGAGAGAGCGAGAGUUGUGGGGGAGUGCCGGUCGGGUAAAGACGCGUGCGAGUUUGCGUGUGUGUUCUGGGGCAGAUCUCAUUGGAAUCUCUCACGCUGGAUGUGUAAGGAUCACAGGAGGACCGACUGACUGUACAAGCGUUUCACAGAGAAACUUUGAGCAUGGCAGACCCUCUCUCCGGACUCACAUCAGUUCUCGUACCCUGACGGACUCCAGCUGCACUGAGAGGGAAGACAUGUGCUGGUCAUCUCUCCCUCCCCUUCCUCAUCAUCAUCAUCACCACUGAUCCAUGUCUGGAGGAACCAUGGUGAGCAAGGACGCUGGUAAAUGCAUGCUCACCAACUCUGAGUCUGACUCAGAGGCAACGGCGGCCUCCAUGGCCCUGGAGGUCAAAGGAUCAUUGGACAAAAGCCGGCAGGUGCGCAAGCGCAACAAAGCCCUUCAGGUGCGCUUCAAGGACAUCUGCGAGGCGCAGAAUGAACAGGCUGCUGCGGCCCGAGGGGGGAAGCCGGUCUACAAGGUGGCGUACCGCAAGUACAUGACCGUCCCAGCUCGCCGAUCAAUCCCCAAUGUCACCAAAAGCACCGGAGUGCAAACGUCACCAGAUCUUAGGAAGCGUUAUCAGACUUUUCCAUUUGAGAGGAAGAAAGGACAUACGGUCAAGCAUGCCGCUGUGGUAGAGAGCUGUAAGGACCAGGACGAUGGGUUUGUUAUUGAUAUAAAGAGGGCGAAAGCUACCGAGGCAGGUAGGGAGUGCGUGUCCUCUAAAAAUGUGAGGAAAACAAGAGCAUUAAUGCACACCAGCAAGUGCAUCGCAACCAUAGAGCAACAUCUACAAGCCAGGGACUGCCUGGAGAGAACGGACGGGCCAUGCUCGGACGCUCUGGUUCUUCCUUGUCCGACAGAUGGGUCCACAGCAGGAACGGACAACUCGGACUAUCAGAUCUGUAGCGUCAGAAGUAAACCCAGUAAGGGCUUCCAGAGAGACUCUGAAACUCUUGAUCGCUCAGGCAAGCUGCAUUUGCUGAACUCUGGGGAGAGUGGUGGGAAUAUUCUGGAGGAUUCCUCCUCCAAAGUGACAGGACCCAUCGCGUGGAACUCCCUCACGCAGGUGGAGUGCCUGGAGAGUCCAUCUGAGCGGAGCAAACGCAAGAAGGCUCUGCAGCUCAAUGGCCUGCAGACGCUGCCACGGACCAGUUGCACUACCCAGGUCCAGUGCCAUUUGGGCACGCUGUCCGCUCGACCGCUGGGGGCCAUGAAGGCGGCGGCGCCGGUGACUCCGGUCUCCUCGACAGCCGUUCCCAUGCCAGCGCCUCCAUGCAGGGGCAGCACAGGACAGGGAACCCUACGGACGGAUAAUGAGGCGUGCAAGCAGAUAGUGCCUGUCAAUCAGGAUGGGGAUGUUAAAGCGCAGCUCCAGGCCAUGGAAAACAUGAUCAGCUCCAGCCAGGAAACCAUCAAAGUGCUGCUGGGUGUCAUUCAGGAGCUGGAAAAAGGAGAAGCUCAUAGAGAAGGACUCUCCUAUCGGACCGGACAGGACACGGCCAACUGCGACACGUGUCGGAAUAGCGCAUGCAUUAUUUACAGUGUGGAGCUGGACUUUAAACUGCAGGAGGAUAAGCUCCAGCCUCUCAUGAAGAGACUGUGUCCCCCGGAGGAGUCCCCGUUCCCCCCUCUGCCGUAUCCUCAGGAGACCAUCAGCUCCACGCCCAAACGCAAGUCCAAAGCGGAGGCCAAGAAACAUGCGCGCUGGAAACUCUGGUUUCUGUGACCGCAGGAUUACACACAACUGAGCAUCAAAUUUUCAGUACAGGAGUUCAGUGACAGAAUGCAUCGUUACAGGAGCAUCUGUUCACUUGCUGUAUUUUUUGAUCAGGAUGAUUCAGGAAAAUCCUAUCAGAUUGUUUUUGUUUUUUGCCCCUUUGGUACUUUAUGGACGCAAGUACUGAA
This is a messenger RNA of Sinocyclocheilus anshuiensis, 2086 nucleotides long. Its product is annotated as protein FAM196A-like. NCBI's taxonomy places the organism in Eukaryota, Metazoa, Chordata, Actinopteri, Cypriniformes, Cyprinidae. Gene Ontology annotation, cellular component: postsynaptic density. The record is from RefSeq and is a predicted model, not a curated record. The transcript is spliced from 4 exons. Gene Ontology annotation, biological process: inhibitory postsynaptic potential. The coding region runs from base 426 to 1907 and encodes 493 amino acids.